AUGUACGUUCCUAGCCAGUAUCGCGAGGAAGAUUGGGAUCAGGCUGCUUAUUUGGUCAAAACGUACCCGUUAGCCACACUAAUUACUACAGAUUCCAACGGUCUAAUCAUUGCCAACCAUAUUCCAUUUUUUUUAAAGACAGACACAGAGAAUGGCGGCAAAAAGUUAUUAAUUGCUCACAUUGCCAAAUCAAAUCACCAACUCCCUUCCUUACAAUCAAACUCUAAUGUCUUGGUGAUUUUCCAAUCUGCCAACUCAUACAUUACCCCCGACUAUUAUCCCGGCAAACCAGAAACCCACAAGUAUGUACCCACUUGGGAUUUUGCCAGUGUGCACAUUUAUGGAAGCUCAAAGGUAAUUGACGAUUUUGAUUUUGUAAGAGACCAAUUGAAUAAUUUGACAAACCAAGAGGAAAAGGCACAGAAGAAAGAAGGCGAAAAGGCAUGGAAAGUCAGCGACGCACCAGAGGGGUAUUUAAAAGUUAUGCAAAGAGGUAUUGUGGGAUUGGAAAUACAGAUUGAGUCGUUUGAAUGCAAGUACAAAUUUGAGCAAGAAAAGAAAAGUGCUGAUACUGAAGGUGUGAUUAAAGGUUUAGCCUUGGAUGGGAAAACACAAUUGUCAAAAUUGGCAGUUGAUGCAAAUGCUAGAGCCGACCAAAAGAAGGCGUUAAAAGCGUCGAAUACACUGUGA
Lodderomyces elongisporus is the source of this 690-nucleotide messenger RNA. RefSeq lists its product as uncharacterized. NCBI's taxonomy places the organism in Eukaryota, Fungi, Ascomycota, Pichiomycetes, Serinales, Debaryomycetaceae. The record is from RefSeq and is a predicted model, not a curated record. The transcript has a single exon. The coding region runs from base 1 to 690 and encodes 229 amino acids.